AUGAUAAAGAUCACCAACCAAACCUCUUCCCCCAUCCUUCUCCUCGCCGCCAUUCUACUUCUCGCCGCGGCAGCCCACGUGGACUGCCAGACAUGCAAACCGAGCGGGCACAUCACAGGGAUAACUCCACCACCGGGGCCCGGGGCAAUGCAACCAAGGCGAGGAAUCCGACUGCAGCAAAACCGGCAAGCAGUACACCACUUACAAAUGCUCUCCUCCAGCUUUGAGGCAGGGGGCAGCGGCGGAGCCCCGUCGGAGUGCGACAACUAG
Molecule: messenger RNA, 270 nt
Organism: Linum tenue
Lineage: Eukaryota; Viridiplantae; Streptophyta; Magnoliopsida; Malpighiales; Linaceae
Source: the annotation of a GenBank genome assembly